Messenger RNA from Mucor velutinosus, 1011 nucleotides. Its product is annotated as Thioredoxin domain-containing protein. Gene Ontology annotation, cellular component: U2-type spliceosomal complex. Lineage: Eukaryota; Fungi; Mucoromycota; Mucoromycetes; Mucorales; Mucoraceae. Gene Ontology annotation, biological process: snoRNA splicing. Gene Ontology annotation, molecular function: metal ion binding. The transcript is spliced from 2 exons. Bases 1 to 1011 code for a protein of 336 amino acids. The record is from RefSeq and is a predicted model, not a curated record.
AUGUCAACAUCAGAAGAUAUUAUACCAGUAACAAGCAAAGAUGAGAAUGUUACAUUUUUCAAAAAGAGAUCAUCCAAAAAGAACAUUCGCAAACGCAAGGCUCCUGUGAAGGCAGAUUCUGACGAUGAUGGCAAUGAUUCAGACGAUGAUGAUGAUCAGGGUGGAGCCGUUGUAUCUGAAGUAGUAACCAAAAGCCGCAAGACUGGAGCAAAUCCAUUCGUACAAAGCACUCGUAAGAGACGAGUGAAGAAGGGAAGUGAUCUGGAUGACGAUGACGACGAUAAUGAUGAGGCAGGUGGUAUUGGGGUUCAAUACGCAGCAGACCGUUCAGCCACCACCAAAAAAGAUGAUGCUGCUACCCGAUACGAUACAGAAUGGGAGUUGGAAAAGAAGGAGUUGGAUAGUAAGAAGGGAGGACCUGCCAAAAAGAAGGAUGUGUUAAAUGCCAAAAUGUCGGUUGGACCUCAACGUGCACCUGCUAAUUUGAGAGUGACUCAACGAUUCGAUUAUCAGCCUGAUAUUUGCAAAGACUAUAAAGAAACUGGCUUUUGUGGCUAUGGUGAUACUUGUAUCUUUUUGCAUGAUCGUGGAGACUACAAGACGGGUUGGCAGUUAGAGAAGGAAUGGGAAGAAGCAUCGAAAAACAACACACGAUUUGGAGAAUCGGCAGAUGCAAACAAAUAUGCCAUUUCUGACGAUUCAGAUGAUGAGGAGCUCCCUUUUGCCUGCUUGAUCUGUCGUCAAGAAUUUAAAAAUCCUGUGGUGACCCGAUGCGGCCACUAUUUCUGUGAGACAUGCGCCAUCAAGAACUAUCAAAAAUCACCCAAAUGUUUCGCCUGUGGUGCACCUACACAAGGCGUGUUUAACACAGCCAAAAAGAUGCUGGCUAAACUUGCCGAGAAAAAGAAGCGUUUAGACGCAGAGAAAUCGAGCGAUGUGGAAGAUGACGGAUUCAUCGAAGGGCUAGAGACAAGAGAUGCAGAUGAUGAUGAUGACGAUAAAUCAGAAUAA